UUGAUUCAAGAACUGAAGAAAGAAAACUUCGAUUUAAAGCUGAGACUUUACAUGGAACAAAAAGAAAGGGAGGUGAGUCACUGUGGAGUGGGAGUGCAUGCGCAUUGUCGUCCAACUUUUUUUGGUUGCAAAUAAUACUUUGCUACUGCGUAAAUGAAACCACGCUUUUCACCUUUUUGCGAUCGUUCUUGCGUGAAAAUGGCAGAUCUUUUCGCUUCCCAAAGAUAUUCAAUAAAAAAACAAACUCGGUGAUCUAAUGAUAAAACAAUGGUUGAACUCGGUUAUCGCAAAAUAUCGUGAUUUGUGAGUGUCUCGCAGAUCAGUCAUUUGCCUCAGUCUUCAGCUUCGGCACAUAAUUGAUCUGCUCGCCACAGACAAAUCACGAUAUUUUGCUCAACCUCGUCCACUAAUUGUUAAUCAUUAACGAUACCCGCCAUCUUUGCUCGCCCUAAAGGACUGAAGGGAUAGAGCAAUGUCACGUGUUUUCUCAGCUGGCAAACAAGCGAUAAAAUUUGCAAGUGCGGGAAAUCGCGUUCGAGUUUGUUUCUUCUAGACAACAGAAAAUGAACAACUUUUCAUCUUUUCAUCUUUUCAUCACUUUUAAAGACGAUAAUGGCAAAUUAUGGGUGGAAGUGUUCUUUGUUACUUAUUUGGAUGCAGUAUCGACCGUAGACCUCACAGCAAACGAACUCGAAGUGUACAUUUUGCAUUACUAUUAAACCGUCACCUCGUUUUGUUAGAAUAAACAAACUCGACCGCGAUAACUUGUAUUGGCAAAUACUAGAGAAUUUAAGUUUCACGUAUACGGCUAACAGCAAACGUUAGAUUCAGGUUGAGCAUUUCUCAAAAUAGAAAAUGAGCAGAUAAAAACAGCUCAAAACAAUUCUUAUGGAGAAAAAAAUAAUUCAAAGCUAAGGUUGCUACUAUCAGUGUUGAGAGUGUAAGAUAUCACUAAUACGCUGUUGACUUACAAAAAGUUUUGAAAGUUUACUGAAAAAGUUCUAAGUGUUUGUAAACUGAAACUGCUGUUAUGGUCGGCGCCAUUUUGCCAGCAUAAGAUUUUUUCCAAUAAUAAUAAUAAUAAUAAUAAUAAUAAUAAUAAUAAUAAUAAUAAUAAUAAUAAUAUAAAGAAUCAAACGAACAUGAACAAGCUUAAGAGGUUAUAAUUAAAUGAGACAAAGCGGAGCAAGUGAUUAUCUAGUGUACGACUUUAGAUCGUCGUUAUUGAAUUGUGACAAAAUGCUGUCAUGCAGUAUUAACCGAUAAGUUGUUAUUUUACUCUGACAUAAAUGCCGAAAUAUGGCAGCUGGAAUGCGUCGUACAUUUGUCGCAGGAAGGGAUUUAUAAGGUAAUCCAAAGGUAGUCGAAUGAAGUUUGCAAUCUACGACCAAAUAUUCUUUUUCUUUUUUUCUUUUGGAGCCAAGAGAUUUUGCACAUGCACGCAUCCUAAACUUGCUCUUUACUGUGGCCAGGUGUAACAACUGUCUCAAUUUACUUGAUACAGAGAGUAACAGAGGACUUCAAGCAGAAGGUAAUCGUUUUGGAAAGUGAUCUCACAGAGGCUCUAGAUGAACUCAGCGACGCCUUAGAAAGAGAGAAAGAUUUCGAGGCUUGCCUGGAGAGCUCACAGCUCCGUGAAAAAGCGUUAAUGAACAAGGCGCGACGUGUUGAGGAAACUGUAAGAGAACAAGAAAACGAAAUCAAAUUCCUCACUCUGUCUAAACCGAGAGAAAAGGCGAGUGAGAGACCGCUGACGUCUGACGCAGAAACCAUGACCGAUUUUCCGUUUUACAUGGAGAGGGCGGUGGAUGUUGGCGAGUAUGGCGCUGAUAAUCAGCGACCUUACAGUGAUAUCGAUUUGAAAGACUCAGCAGAGAGCCCAUCCGCCCUACAAACAGAAAAUAGGCCCGAGGGAGUGGAUCUGUUGCAUAGUACAGGAACUCUUCUAAGGAAGAAGAAUGAGAUUAUUAGAGAAGCAAAGCGAAGACGCACAGCGCGAUCUAAAAAGGGACAACGUAGGGAUGUGAGCCGACGGUAUAACCUCGAUCCGGACUAUCCCGAUAAGACCCGAGAACGUGGCGAGAAGAAGUCGUUUUUCAGUAAAUUGUGUUGUUGUGUUAAACAGCAGGGUGCUGAAUACGAAGUAGAUGACGAACUGGGCAAAGCGAGAGUACGCUAUCACAGAUAG
Messenger RNA from Porites evermanni, 2188 nucleotides. Lineage: Eukaryota; Metazoa; Cnidaria; Anthozoa; Scleractinia; Poritidae. The record is from the annotation of a GenBank genome assembly.